AUGUACCACAUACAAGGUUCUCAAGGUAUUCCACCUGGAAAUAUGGAAGAACUCAAGAAGAGAUUAGCUUCAAUCACAAUUGAAGCUCCAAAAAUCGAUCUACCAAAUGAUAUUGAUGUAGAUCAACUACCGUUAUCAUACACCCAGAAUUCACAAAAGGAAGAACUAAUCUUGUCAUAUUGCGAUAACUUUAAGAAACAAUUUGCACAUCUAUAUCGCGAUCGAAAGCCACUGUUUAUGACACCACUUAACGAAUGCGGAAUAGAGAAAUUGAUUUGCACUUCAUUACAUCCAACCGAAUUACCAUAUAAAGAACUGUAUACUUACGAUGGAGCAGCAACUUUUGUCUCCGAUUUUUUAACAUUUGAACCGUUAACACCAACAACAGAGCCACCCAAUAUUUUAUGCUCUUCGACGACAAUUCUGAGAAGGCAAAAAGGCAAUAGCUUCGAUUUCAGUAUGUUAUUGUGCUCAUUGCUCCUUGGAGUAGGAUAUGAUGCAUAUUGCGUUCUUGGCUACGCCUCUCGCGAGACAACAUACAUGGAUCAAAGUCGAGAAUUUUGUCCACUCAUAACUCAACAGGAAGAGUUAGUAGAAGUAGAGGCUACUAAAGAACAAAAUAAGUAUACUGUUAAACCACCAAAAGAUUUGCGCAGUAAGUAUUUACGUGAUCAAGACAAGAAAAGGGUAGAAGAAAUUAAGAAUGAAGAAAAUAAACAGAAGGAAAUAGAAUUGAAAAGGAUUGCUGCACUAGAAAAGCCCAAACCAGAUCCAUUGCAUGGCUUACGAGUUCAUUGUUGGGUUAUGAUUUUAUCCGGAAAGCGUGAAGUCGCUGAAACAUUCUUUAUUGAGCCAUUAACUGGUCAAGCUAGAUCAGCUCAAGAUGACAACUACCUCGGCAUUGAAUGCGUAUGGAACAAUCUAAAUUUUUGGGUUAACAUGCAAGACUGUUCGGAAGGUGUACAGAACAUGAUUUACGAUUUAGGAGACCCUGCAAAAUGGGAAUUUUUAUUCCCUAAUGUUGAUAAGCCACUACUAGCACUUCAUCAAAAAGAAGAUGAUAGUAUAUUGGAUCUUGAUGAUGAUGAGGAGGAGAUAAAAGAUGAACAGAUUGAUUUACCGCCAGCAUGGAUUGAAGCGAUUGAGAUAUCACGCACAGAGUAUCAGACACGAAGUCCUCAAGGCAAAAAAACUAUUUUGUACAAAAGAGCAAAACUGGAAAAAUUUGCUGAAUAUUUAGUCCGAGAUGGCUUGAUCACAAAACUAUCCAUAUUCGACGAUAUUGAAAUGAAAAAUGUGCUUAAAACAAAAGAGUGGUUUAAACAUCGCAAAGAUAAAUUAAAUUUGCGUUGUUAUGAUCACACCACCGGUAAAAUUACUGAAGAAUUUUCUCCAGGUCGUAUUGGGUCUAAUAUCGGCAAAAUGCAAGCACUUAAAGAGCACACCUUUCAAUAUUCCGCUCCAGGGCCUGAGAAUGAAAGAGUGAUGAUAUUUUAUAGCCCUGCUCGAGUCGAUGGACUUGUUAGCCGAGAGGAAACGCCAACAUCGAUGGUAGAAACUUUUAAAGACCGACCUGAUUUCCUAUAUUAUCGAGCAACAUAUUUUGGUAGUCGUGCAAAAAAAUUUGGCCCUGCAAAGAAAUAUAAUCCGAUGACAGAAUCUGAAAGGCCAAUUUUGAAAAUUGUGGAGAGAUUUAAUCGAAACGCUGAGAAAUUAGCUGAUGAUGAUGUAGCUGAAAGAAUAUUUCAAAUCUCGGAUAACAGAAUACAAUUAAUUUAUCACCUUGGAGAUAAUCGUAUUACAGCAUCGAAAAGAGAAUUCCUAAAACCAGCAAAUGCUCAUGAUAAAGGUGUUACUUUAUCAAUGACACCAGAUAUGACAUCAACAUUUCAGGUUGAUAUACAUCAGAAACAGCCUAAACUACGCCAUCUUUAUGAGAUGUUAACUUCACUCAUUAGUGAAGAAUUGAAAAGUAUCGAUGCGGUUAGAGCAUCUGAAGCAGAAGUUCGAGAAAUAUUAAUUGAUCGAUCAAAAGAAGAAACUGCAUCAGAACUUUCUAUUUCGGUGUAUGAUACCGACCGUAAUGUGAAAGCGAAAUUGCAUCGCGAAGAACUGCUACGUCAACAACGCGAGGAAGAGCUACAUCGCGAUGAACGCGAAUUAGAUUAUUUAGCACCAUUUUUGGCACAAAUCGAAAAUGCUGAAAAUAUCACUCGAAGUAAUGCUUACGAAUUGAAAGAGAAGUGUUUACAAGAUCUUAAACAGCGAUUGAUCGAUCAAGCUAACUUAAUUCAAAGCCGAUUUGAAAAAGAAACACAAGAAUUACAACGCAAACAGGCCUGGUAUCAACAGAAUCAAGCAUCUAUGCAAAAGGAAGAUGAGGAGGAAUACCUAAAUUACUGUAGCGAAGCUAUGUUUAGGAUACAUAUUUUGGAAUUACGACUUAAUCGACAUAAAGAACUAGCUCCGCACAAGUAUCUGGCGCUAGAACAAAAGUUACGCUCAGAUCCUCGUCUAGCCGAAUUCUUCAACUAA
This is a messenger RNA of Trichoplax adhaerens, 2535 nucleotides long. RefSeq lists its product as uncharacterized. Bases 1 to 2535 code for a protein of 844 amino acids. Gene Ontology annotation, biological process: cell motility. The transcript is spliced from 19 exons. NCBI's taxonomy places the organism in Eukaryota, Metazoa, Placozoa, Uniplacotomia, Trichoplacea, Trichoplacidae. Gene Ontology annotation, cellular component: motile cilium. The record is from RefSeq and is a predicted model, not a curated record.